UUCAGCAGUCUAUUCCGCCACACAAGCCCUUGUCCGUCUUUCUUGCAAACUCUUCAGAUUCUUUUUCCCAUCAUGGCAUCACUGUGGCUUCAUUCCGCCUCAGUCCUGGUUUUGUUGGUCAUGUCAUGGCCAUGCUCCAGAGCCCAUUCUUCACAACAUCUGUGUGGCACUAAUUUGGUUGAAGCCUUGAAUAUGGUGUGUGGGGACAGAGGCUUUUUCACCAGUUCCAGGAGGGACAUUGACUCUGUGCUACGUAUCAUGCCACCACCAAAGACCGAUGAGGCAACAUCAACAGAUGACAUCAACGAGAUCGUGGGCUAUGCCUUUAAGAAAAAGAUGGACAUGAUGAUGAAGCGCGAUGGCAUUGUGGAACAGUGCUGUCACCAGCCGUGCAGCAUGCUGGUCCUGGAUAAAUACUGCAACUAAACGUGCAACUUUAGCAACUCUGUGAUUAGCCUCGUCUUUUCUACUUUAGCUUAGCAAUGCUUUGAUUUUAAACUCUGCACCUUUCUGUAAUUGCUCAUCAAAAGACUUGCAGGUACAUGGAGUAUCUGCAAAGCCAUGUAUUAAAUAUA
This is a messenger RNA of Syngnathus typhle (broad-nosed pipefish), 575 nucleotides long. Its product is annotated as insulin-like. The transcript is spliced from 3 exons. Gene Ontology annotation, cellular component: extracellular region. NCBI's taxonomy places the organism in Eukaryota, Metazoa, Chordata, Actinopteri, Syngnathiformes, Syngnathidae. The record is from RefSeq and is a predicted model, not a curated record. Gene Ontology annotation, molecular function: hormone activity. The coding region runs from base 73 to 426 and encodes 117 amino acids.